CAUCUUGAAUUCCGUUCACUCAGGCUCGCGACUCGCGCCCGCCGCACGUUCUAGCAACGACCGCUCAAACUUUACUAAUUUUAGUGUAUAAAAGUGUUCAUAAGUGUCAUGUGAUAGUGUAGUGUUUGAAAUGGAGUCCACUCCGAUCUGCCGGUGCCGUGUUUUGUACCUUGGCUCAGCGGUGCCGCAGCAGAGCAAGGACGGCUUGCAAGGCAUCCAGGAACCUUUACGCGAAUUGUAUCCGGAAAAGGGAGCGACAACCGGCGGCAUAGACUCGUGGCUUUCAGUGUGGUCAAAUGGAAUUUUGCUAGAGAAUGUCGAUGAGAGCGGCUCGAGAGUGUCGCGAUUUUUUCCCAUAUCGAGCCUUCAUUAUUGCGCAGCCGUGAGACGUGUCAGUGUUGAGGGUGCGCCGAGAUUUUUACCUUUAGACUCUCCGUUCGCUAGAGCGCCAGCGGCAAGGCGACCUCCUUUAUUUGCAGCUGUUUUGCGCCGCACUCAAGGAAUCAAAGUUCUCGAAUGUCACGCCUUUAUCUGCAGGCGUGAGGCGGCAGCCAAUGCUCUAGUACGUUGUUGUUUUCACGCGUAUGCGGAUAGUUCAUAUGCUAAGCGCUUAGAAGCAGAGCGAUCACCUUCACAACUCCCAGAGCCAGAUGAAGAGGUUGAGGUUUAUGACGGGGAUGAAAAUCAUAAAGUUUGGAUCGGAGAAAUUGAGAGAGAUGAUGCGAGCGAUGAGAUUCCGCAUCCCGCUCGUGCACCUCGACCUCGGCAGAUAACCCGGCCUGCCUCUGUGCCACCUCCGCCCCCGCCGCCUGAAGAGCCUAAGAAAAAGGGUACGACAAAAAAAUCUAAAAAGAAAUCAUCUGCAUCGGCAGAUGAAUUAUACGCGACUAUGCCAGGUCCGGCGCCCAUGAUGAAUGGUAGAUCUUUAGGUCGAGCCCCUCCAGCUUGGGCAGCGGCUCAUCCUAUGGUGUUGGUUGCGCAUCCUGCUGCAACUUUACCACAUGCGCGGCCAUCUACUCUUGGUCACAGAGGUCGUGUCCCGGCUGCUUUAGCUCCAGGUCCCUACGGCCCAGUUCCGCCUCCGGGAAGAGGCAGAAUUCAAUACGCGACCGUCGACCCAAGACGCUCCAAACCGCAGCCGCCUGCUCUCAAAGCUGCUCAAAGUAUGACGACUUUGGAAGCUGUUGAAGACGCCAGCGGAAUAUACAGAAAAAAGGGUCAUAUGAACGAGCGUGCUUUUUCUUACAGUAUAAGACAAGAGCACAGAAGUCGAUCGCAUGGAUCUCUAGCAAACCUUAAAUUCGCUGCUCCACCAGAGGUGGAGACAGGUCGUGAAGAGUUGAAAAAGGAGCGAGAGAUCAUGCAGCUGGUGGCUGGGCUACAAUUAAACUCAGACGAGAUCGAAAGACGCGAAAUACCACCACAUAUGAUGAGAGGGCGACAUGCGCCAAGAUAACAUCGUGCCAACGCCGGCAGUGCCAUCUCAACAAAUAGUUUUGUCCCGACGAACAGGCGAAACAUUGUUCGACAGUACAUAAACAUACAUACGAUAUUAAAUAUUGUAACUAACAAGUUAUUGGAAAAUGUAAGUCAUACGAGGUUAAUGGAUAAAGAGUUUAGUCUUGCACGAGUCAAUACUGUAUCUAAAUAAUUUAAUACAACAUUUCGAUGUUUUUUGUACAGCUGCGUUCGUUUAUAUUGAUUUUUAUACAUGUAAAUGUUGAAAAAAGCGCAUAUUACUUAUGUACCUUUGUUGAAAGUCCGGUAAAAAAUAUGUGUACACGCUGUUUGGAUUAAUACAAUGAUACACAGCAAAAAGGUUGUAUUCAAAAAACGCUAUAUAAUUUCUUUAAUAGGAUAAAUGGUAAUUUCAUUUAUUAUACAAUAUCAUAAAAUACAAGUUAGGAAAACUUUGUUACAUAAUAUUGUUUAACUUCAGUAAACGAGUGUAAGUCUGGCAAAUUAAAUAUUGCCAAGAUCUGAAAUAAAUUUCUGGAAACCAUUGUAGAAUUACAUAUGAAGUAACAUAAUUAAAUUUUUCCCCUGUCAUGGUGCUAUACCUGUUCCUGUGACCUGGAUCUGAUUUAUAUAAAAUUAAAAAAUGCCUAAAAACAUAUUAUUGAAGUGGCAAUGUCAAAAUUCUUUUAAAUAAUAGAAAAAAGAUGCGACAAAAAUUUAAGUUUAAUUUAAAAUUUAAAAUCGGUAGAAAAAUCUUAUUCUUAUGUUGGUAUUUAGAAAGUGCCAAACGGUACUUCGCAUUGCGAGAGACCCUUUGUGUUAUGGUUAUGACUCAUAAACCUAUGUAUUGAUUGCUUUGUAAACACCUUUGUUCACAUAGAAAUCUACAAUUUGCAAAAUAAUGGGAUUUAAAAAAAAUAUUCAUAAUGUGAUCAAAAACUAUGCGAUAUUCAUUUAUUAGCUAAAGCUUGAACAUCAUUAUAUUACAAUCAAGUUACAACGGCAAACAUUUUGUGGAAAAGUGGAUCUUCCGUAAUAUUUAAGUGAAUUAAAACCUCCUUUUUUCAAAAAAACAAUCCAACUAAUACCACUCUACCUUAAUUUAACUUCUUAUGAAUACAGUUGUUAAUUCUUCAACGUAUAACGUUGUGUUUACUUCACAGAAAUGUUGCCACUUACCAUUCACUUGUUUUUACCUAAUACUCCUAAGACAUGACUGAUCUUGGAGCUCAGUAAAAAACUAAACAACCAAAGAUGUUAUAUCGAACUGCAUCUAGAUAUCACUUAUUAAUAAAACAUUAAAAUCACCCGCCUUCGUUUCUAGUAACUUGUCUUAGAAAAAAGAGGAACAGAACAUCUUUCUAAAUGAUUUAGGACCGUAGACAAAAAAACUUACGUACGCAAAUGGCGUACCAACGAUCAAUCGGAUUCUUAUUUGUAUUUUUUUUUACCAAGCUUGAAAUAAUAUAUCUCCUUACAGUGUUAAUACGAUAGGGUCAAGCUUGUUGCAAACUACUUUCGGUCUAAGGACAUGAAAAGGGAUGUGAGAAUGUUAAACGAUGUACAAUCGCGUCUUCUUAGUGGUGUUUGUGAUUGGAAUUCAGAUGUUUCGAUGAGUUAAAUUCUCGCGACUGGAACGACAGACUUAAUUUAAAAAAAUACCGGGACUUUUGUACUAGAGAAAUUCCAAUUUAGGCAUUGUGAAUAAACAUAAUACUUUUAACUAUAUUCGAUUAUAUCUUAGUAUUACGAAUAACAUAAGUUGUACCUAAUAUUUACUACAUUGUAACCUCAUUUAAAUAGAAUUCAAAACUGUACAUAAGCAUUGUACAAAUAAUAAGAAUGUAUGUAACAAAUAAUAUUUAUAUUUGCAUUUGUUAUAUCAGUUACGACACGUUAAUAAUAAAAAUAAUUGUAAGUAUGAAUUCUGGUGGCAUGUAAAUAAUGCAUGUAGGCUAUGAGUGCCAUUAAUGUAAUUGAUUUUCUUUCAUACAUCGAAUAUUACCUGUAUUAAGAAUAAGGUGAAGUGUGUACAGAAAUUAAGAGUAUGUAAGUCUUGUUUAUUUUAGAUAAUGAUGUAUUGAAUAUAUGCUUAAUUUCAAAUUGAAUUAUAGGCUAUUAUAAUAA
This is a messenger RNA of Pieris napi, 3585 nucleotides long. RefSeq lists its product as uncharacterized. NCBI's taxonomy places the organism in Eukaryota, Metazoa, Arthropoda, Insecta, Lepidoptera, Pieridae. The transcript has 3 exons. Bases 131 to 1456 code for a protein of 441 amino acids. The record is from RefSeq and is a predicted model, not a curated record.